UCCAGUGUCUAAUCACCUUGUACGCGUGUCUGGAUUUUGGAAUAGAAACUAACUGACAGACGAUAUCAGAAUUAAUUCAAAAGAAGAGAAAACAUACUUUUCUACUGUGUUUUGGAAAGUUGCAGUACUUUGGAGAGCUAUCUUUUUUUUUUCUUUUUGUUGUUGCUGAUUAUGGCUAUUGAUGAUAAGUCUGUUAUCUGUACACUGCACACAAUACAUCUACAAAAAAAAAGAAAAGUGUGCAAAGGCUUAAAUACAGUAUAAGCAAGAUGCACUGACCCUGCGGGAGUAAAACAUUAUAAGGUGUCCUGUGUCCUGAUGAUGAAGCCUCAUCCCUGAACCGGAGUGGAGGAAGAGAAGCUCUGCGGGACCUAUCCAUGGCAAUGAAACAAGAUGAAAAAUCUCUCAGCUUGUGAAGUUUGGUUAUGAUCCCUAACAGAAAGAGGGCCUCAAACUCCCAGAGCUGGAACUCAGCCAGAUGUAAAGAGAACAAACUGGAGAGUGAUUUGCAAAGCGUUGCCUGCUGAUUACUACUAUCAAGUAUGGCAUGGGGUGGAGCAACUAUUUUACUUGCACUUUGCAACAGUUUUAUUUAGAAAACAUUGCUGGUUUCUCCAGAAGCUUGCACAGCUGAGAAUACUUGCGUUUCACUCAUUCAAUUAAAUAAAUAAUAACCAUGUGAAUCUGAUAGCCACCAUCAAAGAGCAAGUUUGGAAUCAAAAUCCAUUAAGAUAUUUUAAGCUAUAUAUAUAUUAUUUUUUUUCUGAAGAUGCUAUUUAUUGUUAUGGGGCAGCCAGAUGUCUGCAAACAACAAGAACAACUGCAUAGAGACACAAUCAGUACAAAAAAGGAUGUAUUAGAUACACUAACAACUUGCCUUUAAUAAGUCUGCUCAGAUAUACCAGGCACAAUGGAAGAAGAAACUGCUAUUCUUACACAUGGAAAUGGCAGUGUUAAAUGUGAAGUAAACUUUGAGUUUACAUUUUAUUUUUUAUCUUCUGUUUAUCUUCUGGUCUUCAUAAUUGGAUUAAUUGCCAAUGUAUUUGGAUUAUGGAAUUUGUGCUUGAACUGGAAGAACUGGAGUUCUCUAAAUGUGUUUGUGCUGAAUCUUGGAAUUGCUGACCUGCUCUAUGUGAUUACACUGCCAUUUUUUGUGUCAUAUUACCACAGAGAAGAAACAUGGAUGUUUGGUUUUGGAUUCUGUCGGCUUACUCGCUGCGUCUUUCACAUAAAUAUGUACGCAAGCAUUAGCUUUCUCACCUGUAUAAGUGUCCAGCGUUACCUGGGCAUUGUGCACCCAAUGAAAAUGAUGGGACGUUUCCGUAAUUUACGCUACUCUUUUAUAAUUAGCUUCCUUGUCUGGAUAUGGGUGCUACUGCAGGUAUUGCCAAAUCUCCUGUUUAUGAACACUGAUAGAAACGCCACACAUUGUCAUGACUCUACUGGGAAUGAAAAUCUAGAAAUCUACAAACUUUACACAAUCAUUAUAACUAUUUCUGGCUUCUUUAUUCCAUUUCUCAUCAUUGUGGUGUGCUAUACACGUGUCCUUGCCGUACUCAAAAGAAAUAAUAACGUGGAUUCCAGCUUGAUACAAAGAAGCAUGAGACUUGUUUGCAUUAUUAUGAUAUUGUUUUUUGUUUGUUUUUGCCCUUUUUAUGUUCUUCGGAAUGUCAAUUUGCUUUCCAGAAGUUGGCAGCUACAAGGAACUUGCACUCAGACCUUAAAGAGCCUAUACAUUUCUUAUCAGGUUACCCGAGGUUUGGCAAGUCUGAACAGUGCCAUUAACCCUUUGGUUUACUUAGUGACAAAUGAAAACUUUGUAUCUAAAUUCAGAACCAUGAGGAGGAAAUCCUUGCAUACUCUAGCGUCACUGAAGAAAUUUACAACUCGUGGGGACAGCAGACAACAGAGUAUAAGUGUGAGCAAAGAUCAGGAAGAGGAGGAUCACACAGAGGAGAGCAAAGAAUGAGUGGACCAGCCCCCAUUAUGAAAAGACAAAGGCUGGAACUAAAUCUAGGGCAAAGAAAUCAUGGGAUCCUCUGAACCUCUUUGAACAUAUGAUGUGCAGAA
Molecule: messenger RNA, 2070 nt
Organism: Bombina bombina (fire-bellied toad)
Lineage: Eukaryota; Metazoa; Chordata; Amphibia; Anura; Bombinatoridae
Product: P2Y purinoceptor 1
Exons: 4
Coding region: 911-1969 (352 amino acids)
Biological process (GO): G protein-coupled receptor signaling pathway
Cellular component (GO): membrane
Molecular function (GO): neuropeptide receptor activity
Source: RefSeq, a predicted model, not a curated record